This is a messenger RNA of Acanthamoeba castellanii str. Neff, 1146 nucleotides long. RefSeq lists its product as hypothetical. The transcript has a single exon. The coding region runs from base 1 to 1146 and encodes 381 amino acids. The record is from RefSeq and is a predicted model, not a curated record. NCBI's taxonomy places the organism in Eukaryota, Discosea, Longamoebia, Acanthamoebidae.
AUGGCUUCACUGCGCACACGGUACGUCCCCGCCUUGGCCUUCCUGGUCUGUCUCGAGCUCUCGAUCCUCCUCCCCGCCCGUGCCGACGUGCUGCGCGUCUCCCCCGACUCGCCGGCCAUACUGCCCUCCAUACUGCCCGCCGCCGACGACACCAACAUCAACUUCCCGUCGAUCAUCGCCGUGCCGCCCUGGCUCCGUGCGCGAGGCGCGCUGGGCGCCUACUACAUGUACUUCAGCAGCCACAAGGGCGCCCACGUGCGGGUGGCCUACGCCGACUCGGUCGAGGGGCCGUGGACCGUCCACCCCAACGGAACUGACAUCACGCUCGACCGGGUCGCCGCCGUCAACAACGACUCGUACGACCCGGCCAAGGGCCACACGGCUUCGCCCGAGGCCUGGGUCGACCCGGCCGCGUACCAGGUCCGCAUGUACUACCACUUCCGACUACUCGGGCUGGGCCACCAGGCCGGCUACGCCUACAGCGAGGACGGCCUCCACUGGAGCCUCACCCCCGGCGCAGUACACCCGCGGCCCUACCUGCGCCGCUUCGUUCUGCCCAACGUGGGCCACGGCCCCGGAGGAGCCGGCGGAGAGUACAUGAUCGACCGCGACCUGGGGGUGUAUAGGGUGGUGACGAAAGACCAGUUUUCGGGCCGACCAAUGGCGUUCGAGCUAGUGAACCGGUUGCUUGGCAACGUGCUGGCCAAUCUGAGCCUGAUCAACGGCGACGGAGAGACCGGAUUGGUGCGCCACGUCGGAGUUGACUUGCUGCCCAACCCGCUGGCGCCCACCUCGGUCCGGGUCUACGCCACCCGCAUCGGCGACGCGCCCGAGCGCAUCGUCGCCACCCGCGUGGCCCUGCGGGACUGCGCCCUGCCCGUGGCCGCUUGCCUGUACCGCGAUCCGUCGCACUGGGCCGCGACCGAGGCCGUCGAGGUCCUGCGCCCGGCCACGUUCCACGAAGGCGCUGGCGAGCCGGUGGUGCCGUCGGCCAAGGGCGACGGUCCGGCCUACCGGGUCAACCAGCUGCGCGACCCCGCGCCUUACUACGACGCCGGCAGCGGGCGUCACUACCUGGCCUACGCCAUCGGCGGCGAGUUCGGCAUCGCUCUGGCUCAGCUCACCGGGGCCGAUAUCGAGCCGUGA